AAACGUGUCUAAUUUCCGGCAGUUAGUCAUUUUCUGUUAGAGUUGCAUGGUGAUUUGACAACUAUUGAACAAAUACACGAUGGGUUUAUUAACUAUCUUGAAAAAAAUGAAACAGAAGGAAAAGGAAGUUAGAUUAUUAAUGCUAGGAUUGGAUAAUGCAGGGAAAACCACAAUUUUGAAGAAGUUUAAUGGUGAAGAUAUUGAUACAAUUUCACCAACCCUAGGCUUUAACAUUAAAACUUUAGAACACAGAGGGUUCAAGUUAAAUAUUUGGGAUGUAGGUGGCCAGAAGUCACUAAGGUCUUACUGGAGAAAUUAUUUUGAGAGCACAGAUGGCUUGAUAUGGGUAGUAGACUGUGCAGACAGAAUGAGGCUCCAGGACUGUAAGCAUGAACUCCAGAAUCUACUGGUGGAGGAGAGGUUAGCAGGAGCUACGUUGCUGGUGUUUGCAAACAAACAAGAUUUACCAGGGGCAUUGCCUGCAGAAAAAAUCAGAGAGCUUCUGGAUUUGGAUAGUAUCAAGACUCACCACUGGCUAAUCCUGGGUUGCAGUGCAGUGACUGGGGAUAAUCUUCUGAAGGGGAUUGACUGGGUUAUUGAUGAUAUAGCCUCACGAAUAUUUACCAUGGAUUAGAACAUAUCCACCAAUCCAAUGUCAAGUGAUGGAAAUCCUUUAAUCGCUUAGAUGUCAGCUUAUCGACUAUGCUUACAGUACUUCUAAUAUACAUGUAUAUGAAGAAGCAGGAAUCUCCAGCUCCUGUAAAUGGACAUUUUGAUCAAAGAACAGAGUGAUAUUCUUUGAUCAUUCUGUAUACAAGAACAUUUACACAAAUUAGAAAAAAAGUUUUCUUAGAUUUGCAUCAAUGUUUUGCAACAUCAGCAAUAGCAAUGUGUUGAUUUAAAAGUCAGAAAUCUGUCCUUGUACCAGAAUUUCUGCUAUAUUCUGUGUAUCCUAAAUAAAAUGUUUUAAAAACAU
Molecule: messenger RNA, 976 nt
Organism: Magallana angulata
Lineage: Eukaryota; Metazoa; Mollusca; Bivalvia; Ostreida; Ostreidae
Product: ADP-ribosylation factor-like protein 2
Exons: 5
Coding region: 80-634 (184 amino acids)
Biological process (GO): protein folding
Cellular component (GO): microtubule cytoskeleton; cytoplasm
Molecular function (GO): GTPase activity; GTP binding
Source: RefSeq, a predicted model, not a curated record